CUAUGAAGGGUUGCGGCACGCGAGCGCCCCACUACAGCUACCCGCAACACCUCGUGAUGGCUCGCUAACUCGGAGGAUUCGUGUGUGUGCGUGCAUGUGUGCGUGCGUGUGUGUUCGAGCACACACACACCACUCGUCGUAGUAGCGUUAAGGGAAGUGCAAAGGGUGGGUGGGUCGGUUGGCGUAAGGUGGGGGAGCAGGAGGAACUCAGACAAAUGGCAGCUGCUUUGACAGGGAGGUGCGCGUGUGCGCGCUGGCGCGUCUGACGCUUGCUCGUGCUGCCCGUGCUGUGAUUGUGGUGGUGGUGGUCGUCGUCGUCGCAGGGACGGUAGUCUAGUCGUGUCGCCUGCUGGUGUUGGCGGCACGACUUCUGGCGAUGGUCCACAUCCCAAACAUCCGAGCCAACCUCUUAUGAAGGAGGCAGACGACAUCGCCAAGCGAAGGGCUCUGAGCGCCCGUGUCCUGGGUUAUCGUCAUCAGAGCGCAUGCGCUAGAACUGGAAUCCCAGGUAGGGAUGGAACGCUGGGAACGACGACGUACGAUGGGCAACAGGAAGUACUGGCACCCGGCUGUAAGACUGUGGCUUCUGCUCCCGCUAUUGCUGCGACCAGUCUUUGCCAAUCACGACGCCUCCCACGGCAUUGGGUCGACCAGCAACAACAGCAGCGACAGCAACGACAUCAGCAGCAGCAGCGCGGCAGGGAUCAAGAGUGUCAUCGUCCGCCUCAGCUCCCAGGGAUUGCGGGAGCUGCACGCGAGGGCGGGUGACGUGCUAGUCCUGGAGACGUCACGACCCAUCCGUGCAUCUUCAGUCGUUAACGUCACACGCUCCUUACCCCGCUCUUCGUCGCCGCCCGCUGUUCUGCGGCUGCUGCAAGUAACCGACGGCAGCUGGCUGGUGCAGACGGCGCGCAAGGGCAGCGUCAUCAAGGACUGUCGCGUGUCACGUGACCCACACGACGUCCGUCGCUUCGAGAAGCACUUCCUGCACACGGUCCCAGGUCACGCUGACCUGGGAGACGCCUUUGCCGCCUACGUGCGCAUGUCCUCCUUCAGCAUCGCCCUGGGCAGAAGGACCUCGCAUCACCGCCCAGGAAUGCAGAGGAAAUUCCGUCGAGGUGUCUGGAUGCCAUUGCUCUCGGCAAACUCUCAUGGACGGCUGGCCACGUAUCUGGACGUCCAGCUCCAGGUCAGCGAGUGUCAGGACUUCCUGUCGACGGCCAGAAAACAGCUUCAGGCGCUGGAGGAAGAGUCGCAGGAACACGACACAGAGUUGCUCCAGCAGACGGCCCCCGACCGAACUCCGUGGCGAGGCAAGAGGGAUUUACUCUCCGGCUGGUUGAUUUUUCCUGGCACAAAAUGGUGUGGCGAUGGCGACAUCGCUGAGGACGAGAAGGAUCUUGGUUAUGACGAGGCGCUGGACUCGUGUUGUCGAGAGCACGACCACUGUCCACACGUCAUCCCCCGCCUGACGUGGCACUACAAGCUCUUCAACUACUACCUCCACACCCUCCUCCACUGCCGCUGCGACCGCAGGUUUCGCAAGUGCCUGAAGAGCUCGCCCUCACCCUCGGCACACAUGGUUGGCAAGAUCUACUUCAACGUCAUCGGGCCCCAGUGCUUCAAGUUCACCAAGCAGAAGACCUGCAAACGCAGGAACUGGUGGGGCCGUUGCAAGCGGUACGGGUACGUCAAGGUGGCCCACCCGACGACUCAGAAGUACUUUUGACGAAGUCGCCACUGACUGUGGGUUUUACAGCGAUGGCAGCAUCUACAUGUGGACUUGGUGUGAAUGGCAGCCUGGACAACAAGAGGUGAGGGCUGAUGGGUAGGCAGGAUGAAGUGGACAUGCGUGGUUCGCGUCUCGGAGGAGCUCUUCUACCUCAGGAAGUUAAAAAGAUGAACAUUUCUGCGUGUUUCUUUGUGUCCGCCUAUAGGGCGCGGGGGGACUGCUGGCGAGGAUUCGUGUUUGGGAAAAGAAAACAAGGGAUUCGCAUCCAAUGGUCGUCGUUGGCGGGUUCACUACAGGUGGAAACUGCAAGGAAUCUCCUCCCAACGCGGCCGGAAAUCUCUUUGACGAGAAGUGCGCACGCGCGUGGCAAGCUUUGGUUUGAGAGGGCGAGACUAGGGGCGCACGUGGCAUGCGCGGGUCAGAGGUCAACAGGGUACGUUAUGAACUGGAAGCACCUGGUAUGACCUUGCGACGACGAAAGAUAUCGCAAAAAAAGAAAAAAAAAUGUAAAUAGAGCAAACUGAACAUCCUGCUGAACAACCUGCAAACUGUCGAGACAGGUGGACAGGUGGACAGGUGGACAGGUGGACAAGCACGAAGAAAGACAGCAGUGUACAUACACACGCAAAUACAACACAACAAACAUAAAACAUUAAACCGACAAAAAUUAAAAGGGUAAAAGUUAUAAUAAAAAAAUCCUUCGACUAAAAAAAAUUUUAAUCUUAAUUAAUCAAUCAUAACAUAUAUGCAGGAAACAGAUAAACAAUAAACAACACAAAACAUUGCAGCAAACGCAAAUAAAAAAUUCGUUAUGUCUCUUGGGUAAAAUCAGUUUUUAUCAUCUACCUGGCGCAGACCAUAUCACACCUGUCUGGGACUAUGGGAGCUAUUCUAACAUCAGUAGAACCUGAGUUUGCAGAUGACUGAUACCUAGACUUGGGUUAUUUUGAACAAUUUCGACCCAAGAACUAGCCACUGGUCCAGCGAACGCAGAAUAAAUUCUCUACGAAUUACUUUAAAAUUAUUUCUGACAUGACAAGAAUGAAUGUAGAUUGUAAUAUUGUUAUAACAGUCCGGUCUUUCGUUACUAGGACUAGAAGUUAGUUUGUACAGUUGUACAUAUCUCUUGUCUCAUGUUCUGGACAUGUCUCUUAAUAUCAUGAUGCUGGAAUUAGUUGUGGAUGGAGUUUGUAUGACAAGCGUGUGGCCUGUGUAGCCUGGGAAACAUUUUUUGAAAAAAAUGCUAUUCCAAUCAAGAUUCGCCAACAUAUCAGGCUGCGUUGAAAAAAUAAACAAUUCAACAAAAUUGAAGCAAAAAACAACAAAAACAAACAACAACAAGCAAAACACGGUAGCUAUCAGGUAAUUUGUAAAUUAUGUGUAACCAUGUUUCUAUCUUUGAUUCUUUCGCUUCUCAGGAAUGAUUUUUUACGAUUACUGGAUAAAAUUCUUGAAAAUUGUAUUGUGUACAUUUUUUAAAGAAAUUUCGUUGGACAGAUUUGUGACAGUUGAACAGAAUGUGAACAUGGUGUGUCAGACGUAAAUAAAAUAUUGUCAAUUGUG
Molecule: messenger RNA, 3295 nt
Organism: Pomacea canaliculata
Lineage: Eukaryota; Metazoa; Mollusca; Gastropoda; Architaenioglossa; Ampullariidae
Exons: 3
Coding region: 515-1729 (404 amino acids)
Biological process (GO): phospholipid metabolic process; arachidonate secretion
Molecular function (GO): A2-type glycerophospholipase activity
Source: RefSeq, a predicted model, not a curated record